Molecule: messenger RNA, 1913 nt
Organism: Acipenser ruthenus (sterlet)
Lineage: Eukaryota; Metazoa; Chordata; Actinopteri; Acipenseriformes; Acipenseridae
Gene: mpc1
Product: mitochondrial pyruvate carrier 1
Exons: 4
Coding region: 1254-1457 (67 amino acids)
Biological process (GO): pyruvate import into mitochondria
Cellular component (GO): mitochondrial inner membrane
Source: RefSeq, a predicted model, not a curated record
CGGCAGUGGGGAUGCUGGGCACUGUCCUGUGGUGUUGGAGACAGCAGGGCCUCCCUGUAGCGCUGGAGACAGCGGGGCCACUUCUUCUGGCACUGGAGAUGGCUCCCAUGCUCGUCUUCAGGAAUGGCUACAACUCCCUUUCUUCGGUACUCGGGCAGGCAGCUGUUCCUCUUCCUCUUGGAGGGGGCAGCAGGCCACAGAGUGUCCAAACUCCCCGCUGACGAGGCACCAGCCUUGGUCCUCGAAGAAGGUGUCCAGGCUGCCAUCCCCCAGCAUGGGGAAGGGGGGUUCGUCUUAGGCGUUUGCGAGGCCGGCUUUUGGAGAGCCUUCAGGCUGAGCCGUUCCUUAGCCGACUAUACCUCAUCUCGAUAGAAGGUCUCCAUGAACGGGGUGUUCGUAUUAGCACACCUCAAAGCAGUGCCCAACCUCUUCAGCCUCGAUCCGGCAUUGUUCUUUGUGCCAGAACUCUAUUAUCUUCUUUAAACACCAAUUGUGGCAGGAUAGUGUCACGUCCCGAGCUGUUACCAGUAGGAAGAGAAACUCAGAGACCAGAAGUUGCAGUGAAGCUCUGUUGCACACAUUUAAUUCACAAAACAACAAACAAAACACAGGAACAAAAAACAAGCACAAGGGCCAAAAGAAAGAUUCAAACAAAACAAUACAAUGUAAUGUAAUAUUAGGUAGGCAGGGCAUUCACCUUCACUACAGUUUCAAACACAACAAAACACAGGUCCAAACUCACUAAACACCCUCCCCCAGACAGGAUUAUACAUGUGGACACUCCCCAGUUAGCACCAAUUACCUAACUGGGGAAUGGGCACAUCAGUGAUUGCUGGCAGGGACAGAUUUAACCCAAUCCCUGCCAACCUUCCAUUCCCAGACACACACUAUUUACAGCAGCAUAGCUUCUACCCUGCCACAUGCACAUGACUGAUUCUCUGCUAAUCCACGAAAAUGUGGUGCCAGCAUUAUGUGCUGUCAAACAUCGAGUCAUAGAAUAGACUCUUAACAAUUUCGACUGAACUAAAGAAAAGAGAGGCCUUUUUUCUACACUUUUUUACAGUGGUACUGGGCUGGUCAUUUUAGGCUUGCCUAUAUUUGUGUGUGUAAUUGUAACAAACUAACAUUUUUUUCAUUUCCUUUCUAAAUUGGUGGUAACAUCGAAAUGAUGAUCUCUGACAACCUUCAACAACAGCACACAUUUCUGGGGUCCUGUUGCUAACUGGGGACUUCCCAUUGCUGCCAUAAAUGAUAUGAAGAAAAGCCCAGAGAUCAUCAGUGGAAGAAUGACCUUUGCUUUGUGUUGUUACUCGCUUCUAUUUAUGAGGUUUGCCUAUAAAGUACAGCCAAGGAAUUGGCUUCUUUUUGCCUGCCACAUAACUAAUGAAGCUACGCAGCUCGUCCAGGGUGGAAGGCUUAUUAAAUACAGACUGGAAAAGAAGGCGGCCUCUCAAUAAUAGGGAACCAGAAGACUUCCAAAGGAGCAGCCAGACCAAAUUUCCAUCGCCCAAAGCAAAAAUAAAAUCAAGCCUUCUGAUUUAAAAAUCGUCUCGCACAAAGUGGCCAGCAUGAAGGAAAACACAGCCUUUCACUCACUUAUUUCUAUUUUUUUAUUUUAUAGAAAAGUAGCAUUGAAGUUUCAAUAGGCUGAUGGCAUAGAAACAUAUUGUGAUGCUGAUUUGAAUUUAUUUUGUGUACCUGGUUCUAUUGUGUGUUAAUCAUAGAGCUGUUCAUAACGUGUUUAAGAUAUGUUAAUAGAACUGACCCAUUCUGUUAAUAGGUGAUAGAGUUGUGAUUUCCAAGUGGCUAACUGCAUUGUCAACAGGGUUUAUUUUUAAAUAUUUGAUCAAUUAAAUGGUUGAAGAUGAAGUCUGAAUUUAUUGUAAAAAAAAAAUAAAAAGAAAGAAAGGGCA